Coregonus clupeaformis (lake whitefish) is the source of this 2356-nucleotide messenger RNA. RefSeq names its product protein inscuteable homolog (gene insc). NCBI's taxonomy places the organism in Eukaryota, Metazoa, Chordata, Actinopteri, Salmoniformes, Salmonidae. The record is from RefSeq and is a predicted model, not a curated record. Gene Ontology annotation, cellular component: apical cortex. Gene Ontology annotation, biological process: asymmetric cell division; apical protein localization; establishment of mitotic spindle orientation. Gene Ontology annotation, molecular function: protein binding; cytoskeletal adaptor activity. Bases 593 to 2257 code for a protein of 554 amino acids. The transcript is spliced from 13 exons.
GGAAGGUAAACACCCUUUCGCCGUGUCAGAAAUGUGAUUUCAUUCUGCUGCGAUGGCAAGUUCUGCCGUCUGGCUCUUUUUUUCUCCCUCUUUCUUCUUCUUCUUCUCCCCCUCCCUCUAUUCCCACAUCUGGAUCCCAGUUCCUCAUUCAGUUAUGUGGUCUCCCUUGUUUUUGUGGGUCUUUAAAAGUCCUUUACCUUGUUCACUUGGCAGUUUCUCCACAAAUCUGAUGAGGUCCACAAUUACAUUUCGCUAUAACUGGUCAACUCAGCAAUUACAUGCUUGACCACAAAUUCUCUCCAAAACACAGUGCUGCGGCUCAUAUGGCAGACAGAAAUAGAAUAGUUUUCAUGUCUGUUUGGACGGCCGCCCAGCUGAAACUAUGCUCCACCGCUUGACUGACAGAGGGAUGUGGGCUUUUUCUCCCCAAGAAAAACCUUUCUUCCAGUUGAGCUACCAGUUCCCCAGUUAAGCUGCAAGGAGAGAGGAGCUUGCAGGGCAGGGGUAGAGGCUUGCGCCUCAACAAUGAAAACUCCAGGGGACACAACCUUUACGACGCUGACCUGAGGCUGGGGUGCUGUGCUGAAGUGGUAUGGACACAGAUAGAAUGGCUAGUCCUCAGAGCUCCAGAAUGGCCACUCCUCAGAGCUCCAGAAUGGCCACUCCUCAGAGCUCCAGACACAGUAGCUCUGUUUCAUCAUCUCCAAUGAGCAGGAUGCACUCGCUUCAGGUGGACUCGGUGCAGCGCUGGAUGGAGGACCUGCGUCACAUGACGGAGGUGGAGUGCAUGUGCGUGCUGCAGGCCAAGACCAUCGGCGUGGAGGAGGAUGCCCAGGGCGAACUCAUCGUGGCCACAGGGGACCACGUGGCCCGCGACAACCUGCAGACGCUGCUACGGCGGGCGCUGGUGGUCAGCACUGAGCUGGGCAAGAUGUUCCAGCGGCUGGAGAAGGGCCGCUGGCAGCGGGUUCACAGCACGGCCGUCCGGGCAAACUGCCACGUGCGCUCGCUGGUGCACGAGUAUAGCGCCGCCCGCAACACCCCCGCAGAGAUGCAGAAGUAUGAGAAGUCUUUGCUUGAGAAGUGCAUGGAGCUGACCACCAUAACAGAGAGAUGCCUUCAUACUGAGGACAAAUUCUUCCUGAAGUCCAUGAGGGAGGCCAUUCACGAGAUCCUCACUGAUGUCAGCGAUUCGUUCAGCCACAUGAUUGACAUGGCCCUGGCCAAUGAGAUCCAGAUCCUGAUCAGGCAGAUUGAGUCAUCAGACAGUGUGUACACCAUCGGCAGUGCCAUCAGCAACCUACUCUCCCUCACCCAGGAUGGCCCGCAGCUCUGCAGCAUCAUCGCCAAGGAGGGCGCUGUGGUGGCCCUGUUUAAGAUCUGCCGGCAGGACUGCUUCAGCGACCUCUACGCACAUGCCCUGAGGACAGUGGCCUCCAUAUGUUGCGUGGAGGAGGGCAUCAACCAGCUGGAGAAGGUGGAUGGGAUCCUGUGCCUGGCUGACAUCCUGACCGAUGAAAACAGUACUGAGGCGGCGAGGGCAGAGGCAGCGGCGGUGGUGGCCCAGAUCACCUCGCCCCACCACACCUCCACCCAGCACCUGGGCAGCUUCUUAGAGAGCAUGCAGGACAUCGUCACCGCCCUCAUCAAGUUGUGCGAGAGUGCCUCCUGUGGUGAGGUUUUCCUCCUGGCGUCUGCUGCCCUUGCCAACAUCACUUUCUUCGACAGCAUGGCCUGUGAGAUCCUCCUCCAGCUCAACGCCAUCCACAUCCUCCUCCAGGCCUGCAAAGACCGCAAGAGAGUGGAUACUCCCUACUCUAAAGACCAGGUGGUGACCAUCCUGGCAAACCUCUCUGUUUUGGAGCAGUCUGCAUCUGAAGUCCUGCAAGAGAAGGGUAUUGAGAGACUGCUCCAGCUGCUGGGCGAGAAGCCAUCCUCCUCCAGUCCAUCGGAGGGCGCAGCGUGCGAGCGGGUCCAGCAGAAAGCCGCUGUAACACUGGCCCGUUUGAGCAGAGACCCGGAUGUGGCCCAAACAGCCAUCCAGCUGCAAGCUGUUCCUCGACUAAUCGAACUGUGUCGCUCACCAGCAGAGAGGAACAACAGCGACUCUGUACUGGUUGCAUGUCUGGCUGCCCUGAGGAGGCUGGCGACGGGGUGUCCAGACAGCAUCGAGGCCGCCGACCACCAGCAGCUGAUCAAGCCCAGACUGGUGGACUCUUUCCUGCUGUGCUCCAACAUGGAAGAGAGCUUUGUAUAGGAAGAUCCAGAGCAGAGGGGUUGGGUGCACAGCAGUGGAGGCUGCUGAGGGGAGGACGGCUCAUAAUAAUGUCUGGAAUGGAGUAAAAUGGCUGGAAUG